AUGUCACCAAAAAGAAAGAAACCAAAAUAUACAAUAAUAGAAUCGUCAUUUGAAGAAAUAGAAGAUGAUACUGAUGAAGAAGUAUAUCUUAGUCCAAGAAAACAACAAUCACCUAUUAAGCAACAACCAUCCCCCAUCAAAUCAACACAACCACCACCAUCAACAUCAGCAAUCCAAUGGGUAGACAAAUACGCGCCCCUAAAUACAAGAGAUAUAUGCAUCAAUCCAACUAAACUCUCCCAAGUCAAAUCUUCCCUAUCGGCAAUGAUAAAGGGUACACUGAAGUCACGAAUUCUAAUCCUAACUGGUCCUUCAGGUAGUUCUAAAUCAACAACCAUAAAGCUUCUAGCAAAGGAAUUAAUACCGACAAGUUCAAUAUUUCAGGAUCCGGUAAUUGAAUAUUUUGAGAAUUAUAAUGUGGAUGAGUUCUUAAAUGAUUGUAGAUAUAAGAUUGGGUCUAAUUUAAGUGUAGUCCUCUUUGAAGAAUUACCAAAUGUGUACCAUCAUGAUACUUUGAUGAAAUUUCGUCAUGCAUUGAUGAAUUGGAUAUAUUAUGAAGGAGAAUUGCCGCCAUUAGUGAUUUGUUUGAGUGAGAUUGAAUAUAAUGAAGGAGGGGAUCAAGUGAUGUGGUUUAAUAUCGAGAAUAAUUUGACGGUGGAUACUUUAUUGGGAAAGGAAUUGAGUCAAUUACCACAAGUGGAGAUUAUUAAGUUUAAUUCAAUUGCUACUAUGUUUUUAAAAAAGACGGUGAAUAGAAUAAUCAAAUUGGAGGAUGAGGUUUUCAGGCAAAUACCAAAGACUAAACUUAAUGCAUUUUUGGAUGAAAUGUAUAAGGUUGGAGAUAUACGAUCUAUGAUAUUUAAUCUCCAAAUGUGGACAAUAUUCACAUUAGCUGAACAAGAAAUAGACGGGGGCGAAACAAUUAAUCUUCUGCCUAAUUUUAUACGAGAAAAUCAGAUAAAUCUAUUUUAUGCAAUUGGGAAAAUCAUCUAUUCUUCAUCAAAUUUUGCCAGUUUGUCUCAAGAUAAUGCUGAUUUCUAUUCUGUAGAACAAGUCCUAUCUCAAUUCCCCACCAAUCUUCCACUACUCAAUCUAUCCUUAUUAGAAAACUAUCAUAUAUUUCGUGAUUCAAACUAUCCAAUCGAAAUCGCCAGUAAUAUAGUCAAUGACUUGAGUUUAUCAGAUAUGUCCACGCCACAACUACAAGAAAUUGGAAUCAGAUCAACUAGGAUCAAUCUCCGUAAGACCCCAACAACAACCAAUAAUGUUCAUUCUACAUAUAAAUCAAAAAUCAAAUUUCCAAGACAUUUCAAAAUGAUAAGAAUGGAACGUAAAACCAUGUCACAAAUAAAAUCAUAUCAGAAAUAUAUUGCUCCCAAAGUAUCAUUCUCCGAUUUGAAUCUUAUUGAUGGAUAUUAUUUACCGAUGAUAAAUAAUCGGAAAUAUCCUAAGAAAUUGAGAUAUGGACGAUUAGGGGGGAGAUUUUGUGAGAUAUAUGCCGAUGAAGAUUUGCCUAUCUUUGAGAAUCAUAAUGAGAAUGGGCGGGGCGGGGGGAUCAUGUAUGAAUAUGAUCAAUUUCAGGCUGAUGUUGCCGAGAAGAUUAAUCAAGAGAUGCGAGGUGACAAUGAUGGUGAUGAUAUUGGAGAUGAAGGAUAUUUGAGUGAUCCAAUUGAAGACUCCGAGGCAGAGAAGAAUGUUGAUACAGAUGAAGACGGAUUCCUGUCUGAUCCUGAAUUGGAUAUCCUAAUCUCCCAAGGACGAAUAUGA
Hemisphaericaspora subhashii is the source of this 1767-nucleotide messenger RNA. RefSeq lists its product as uncharacterized. Gene Ontology annotation, molecular function: chromatin binding. The record is from RefSeq and is a predicted model, not a curated record. Gene Ontology annotation, biological process: DNA damage checkpoint signaling; DNA repair; mitotic DNA replication checkpoint signaling. The coding region runs from base 1 to 1767 and encodes 588 amino acids. NCBI's taxonomy places the organism in Eukaryota, Fungi, Ascomycota, Pichiomycetes, Serinales, Debaryomycetaceae. The transcript has a single exon.